Fraxinus pennsylvanica is the source of this 897-nucleotide messenger RNA. NCBI's taxonomy places the organism in Eukaryota, Viridiplantae, Streptophyta, Magnoliopsida, Lamiales, Oleaceae. The record is from the annotation of a GenBank genome assembly.
AUGGACGGUGAGCAUUUAUCUGAACUUUUCGAGGAUUCCGAGGACAUUUUCAGUAAUGUUGAGGCUUUGGAGGUCGUUUCUGGUUUAAUCACAGAAGAUAAAGAGGGGAUUAAAGGGCGAUUGAUUUCUCAAAAAUCUACUUAUUCUUCAAGUGUUGUUCAAGAAUUUGAAAUUGAAUUUGAAGCUUCAGCAAAAUGCAAGAAACAAAAGGUGGAAGCCAAUAAUAUUGAUGGGCAACAAAUCUCUCACAUAACAGUGGGAAGGAACAGAAGGAAACAAAUGAAUGAGCAUUUGUCCGUCUUACGUUCUUUGAUGCCUUCUUUUCACAUCAAAAGGGCCGAUCAAGCGUCGAUAAUCGAAGGAGUUGUCGGUUACAUCACUGAGUUACAACAAGUUUUACAAUCCCUUGAAACCAAGAAACAAAGAAAUGCUUAUACAGAAGUAUUAAGUCCGCGUUUGGUUUCAAGUCUAAGACCCUCACUCCUUGGUCCAAGAAAGCCUCCAUUGAGCCCGAGAAUAAACCUACCUUUAAGCCCAAGAACCCCACAACCAAACAGCCCCUACAAAACCUGGCUACAUUUACCAACCAAUUCUUCUCCAAAUUCCUCCAUGAAUGGCAGUGUUAAUGCACUUGUUGCAAAUUCAAAAUCUGCCAUUGCUGACGUGGAAGUAAAAUUUUCUUGUCCAAAUGUGCUGCUCAAGACUGUUUCUCCAAGAAUUCAAGGCCAAACGGUGAAGAUUAUUUCUGCACUUGAAGAACUCUCCCUGGAAAUCCUCCAUGUGAAUGUCAACACAAUUGGGGAGACAAUGAUAAAUUCUUUUACUAUUAAGAUUGGAAUUGAAUGUCAACUUAGUGCGGAGGAAAUAGCUCAGCAAAUCCAGCAAACAUUCUGCUAA